Fraxinus pennsylvanica is the source of this 348-nucleotide messenger RNA. Lineage: Eukaryota; Viridiplantae; Streptophyta; Magnoliopsida; Lamiales; Oleaceae. The record is from the annotation of a GenBank genome assembly.
AUGCAUCAUCCUAGCACCCCUAACGUCACACCAAAAAAAAUUUUCUUCCCCGUAAUUCGGCUGCUCUACGGUUCCAUAUAUCUCCCUCUCUACAUCAAUAGAAACAACAUCCCACCUAGAACUGGUGUGCACCGCCCUAGGACUAGCCAACCAAUGGAGCUUCCCAUUCACAAAUUUGCCCAUAUCAUGAAUAGGCGUGCCACCCUUAAAAUUCUCAAUCCUCCUCCAAGAAUCAUUCUUCAAACAAUAAACCUUCACGGCUUCACCACUGAGCAGGAGGACAUGAAGGAACAGCAAUCGACCAUUCUAAACGCCUCUAUUCGAAGCUUUCUCCUUCGCCGGAAGUAG